UGGGAGUAGGGGUCCGAGCCCAAGGUCCCGGUCGUGAUGCAAGGGGGUUCCUGGCAGUCGCUGCGGUUGUUUUGCCCACGUGCCCAGAGGAGGCGGCCACGGCGCUGGCGGACCGAGCUGUGGCGGGACCGAGCCAGGAUUCCCCGGGACCGCCCGCUGUCCGAGCCCCGCCGGGCCAGUGCCCGCCGAGGCCGAGGGGAGAUUGAACGUGGCCCCCUGAGGCCGGCAGCUUGGUGAGGUAGGGGAGCGAAGGAGCAAGGCGGGGAACCAGGAUUGACGGGGCAUGCUGAUGUUGUGAAAUACCAUCAACUGCAGCUUCGGGAGCCGCGGAGCACUGGUUUGGAGAGCAAGCCCGGUCGAGUCCUUACGGAAGGAAGAAGAGUAUAUAUAUUCCUCCAAGUAUGGGAGGCGCGCGCGUUUGGGUCAGAAAUUGAAGUGCACGGGAGCCGUGUGGCCUAUGGACAAUAACUUUUUCGUCUUAAUUUAAGGAUAAAACUUUGCCACGGAGCAUGCCCUUUACUUCCGCGUGCCUCGUUUUUUGCAAAGUUGGCUUAUCACCCAGUCUUGCCUUAGUUAAUUCAUUACCGUGCUGGAGAAGGUGAAGAAACAGAUGGACCUCUUAUUAUAUAGAAUUUAAAUCUUCUCUCACAAGUGUAUGGUAGAGCUAAAGAAGAAGACAAGCAAGGGUCAUCUGAAAUUGUAAUUGGCUCACUAAUAAUCACAGGACAAAGUUGGAAAUAACUACUCAAGCAUAAGACACUACCAAGAUGUUUGAUAUAAAGGCUUGGGCUGAGUACGUUGUGGAAUGGGCUGCAAAGGACCCAUAUGGCUUCCUUACAACGGUUAUUUUGGCCCUUACUCCAUUGUUUCUGGCAAGUGCCGUACUGUCCUGGAAAUUGGCCAAGAUGAUUGAAGCCAGGGAAAAGGAACAAAAGAAGAAACAAAAACGUCAAGAAAAUAUUGCAAAAGCUAAACGACUAAAAAAGGAUUGAAGGAAUGAACAGGCUCUGUAGCCAGAGGAAAACCAUUUGGAAAAUUAUGCAGCUUUGGAAGGACCCA
Molecule: messenger RNA, 1059 nt
Organism: Hyaena hyaena (striped hyena)
Lineage: Eukaryota; Metazoa; Chordata; Mammalia; Carnivora; Hyaenidae
Gene: SMIM15
Product: small integral membrane protein 15
Exons: 3
Coding region: 768-992 (74 amino acids)
Source: RefSeq, a predicted model, not a curated record